Molecule: messenger RNA, 2150 nt
Organism: Drosophila suzukii
Lineage: Eukaryota; Metazoa; Arthropoda; Insecta; Diptera; Drosophilidae
Gene: Ak3
Product: Adenylate kinase 3
Biological process (GO): nucleobase-containing compound metabolic process
Cellular component (GO): mitochondrion; cytoplasm
Molecular function (GO): AMP kinase activity; ATP binding
Source: RefSeq, a predicted model, not a curated record
AAGUAAAAAACUAGUUUUGUAGUUUUUUAUUUCAGAUAUACUUUUUGCAUAUGGAAGGAAUCUAAAUUAAAGUCCACACUGCACUUAUUCCCAAUGGACCCCCAGUGAGAGAGUGCGAAAGAGAGCGGGCCCCAAAAGCAGAGAGCGCAAUUUCCCCAGAGAGCGAGGGAGACAGCGUACUAUCCCCCACAGCCCCAUAUCAUAUACCCCAUUUACACUGCACUUUUGCAAAGAGAGAGAGAGAGAGAGACAAAAAGGGAGUAAAAAAGAGAGGGCGUACAACCGGCUGUUAGUUGGGGCCUCGUGAGCGCAAGAAAGAGAGGGAGAGAAAGAAGCCUGGAAGCUAAACAACAGAGCCAAACCAAACACACACGAAAGAUAACGACUUGUUUCAUUUGAUAUUCGCCAGCCGGCAGCAGCGGAACGAGUAAAAAAAAAACAGAACACACAAAUCGGACUCGGUAGCUGCGGACACUAAAUUAGAAUACUAUAACGGCGACAAGUUAUCGCACAAUUAGUACGCGGGCGAGAAUUGCUACCGAGAUACGUGGUCGGCGGACACCCGAAAUUUUCCCAUAAAACCCAAGUGCCGUCUCAAAAAAGAGGUAGAGAGAAGUAGAGCUUAAACAUGUAUACGAAAAUUUUUCGCGCUGUGAUAAUCGGAGCCCCCGGCUCGGGCAAGGGAACUAUUUCCGAGCUGAUUUGCAAGAACCAUGGAUGUGUCCACAUUUCCACGGGUGACAUUCUGCGCCAGAACAUCAUAAAGAACACGGAGCUGGGCAGAAAGGCCAAGGAGUUUAUCGCUGCCGGUAAAUUGGUGCCGGAUUCAAUCGUGACCAAGACAAUGUUGGCCCGUAUAACCGAGGUGGGCAACAGGUCGUACAUCCUGGACGGAUUCCCGCGCAACAUCGCCCAGGCUCAGGCACUGGAAGCUCGUGAGCAGAUCGAUGCAGUGAUCACGCUGGACAUUCCACACGAUGUGAUUAUCGAUCGGGUCAAGCACCGUUGGAUUCACGCGCCCUCUGGCAGGGUGUACAACAUAGGGUUCCAAGAUCCCAAAGUGCCUGGCAAAGAUGAUGUCACGGGAGAACCGCUGACUCAGCGCGAGGACGACAAGCCACAUGUGGUGGCCAGGCGGCUGGAGCUCUACGAUGAACUGAUGAGUCCAGUGAUAGCCUGGUACAAAGAGAAGGGCCUGGUUGCCACUUUUAAGGGAAAAGAGACCAAGGAGAUCUGGCCGCGGAUGGAGCUCUUCCUCAGGGACCGCAUGAACGCGUAAUGGACCACCCGGAAUUUCAUCCAUUGUGCACAAACUAACGAUAAACUGCUGUGUUCAAUUAAGUGCAUAAACAUAUUUAGAUAUGGGCAUUUCCAUAUUGUCGCUCGGGACGUUUGCAUACUUUUAAAGUUGAAAAAAAAUGGGAAACAAAACGAUUUUAAUUUUGAUAAUUGGUUUCACUUGUCACUCUUCCCAAGCUCUAUUUUGUGCAAUAAUCUUAAUUUUUCCCGAUUUUUAGUUUUCAAGAUAUCUUUAAAAAGCUGUCGUAUUCGCUCGGGACAAAAAUAGAAGUGGGUUUUGCGGGAGUUCAUUCAACCCCGGAUUUUAGCCAAGUCUGAUGAAAUAUUUUCAUGCGAUUUUUUUAAAUUGUGGUUCAAUAAUGAAGCUGUAAAAUAGUUUUGGUUUUGCUCAAAAAUGUUAAGCCGUUUUUUUUUAAUGUAGUUUCUAAGAUAUUCGCUCGGGACAUGUGGCUCGGGACAUUUUUUCCGAUUACAAUCUCUAUGUUGUUUCUGGUGUUAUAUGUGACAAAUAUCAUAAAAAAGCGUACUAAGUAUUUUCAUUUUAUUAACAGAGGUAUUUUUAUAAACAAACUAUUUAUUUCAACAAAAUUUUUAUUUAGAAAAAUAUAUACAAUACAUGUGAACGAAAGUCAUUGUAAUAAUAUAGUUAAAUUCAGGUAAUUAAAUCAAUUUUUUUUCAUCCGAACUAGCUAUUCUAGCAGCCUUUAAUUCGUGGGCAUUACAAUAAAAAUAGUGAAGUUUAGAUAUCCCAUGAAUAUUCUUAAUUUUGUUCCAUUUUUCUUUUAAGUUGUACUCUAUGGACUGCUCUUCAAUGUUGUCGGAUGAUAAAAAAUAAAUAUUGACAUUAUCUA